AUGGAGAAACCGUGGAAAUGUGGGGAGUGUGGGAAUGGUAUCCCUUCGCCAUUUGCGCUGGAGAUUCAUCGGCGUUUGCACACCGGGCAGCGGCUGUUCACCUGCACUCAGUUACACCACCUCCUGGCCCACGAAUGGGUCCACACCAGCAAGAACCCGUUCAUCUGCCCCGUGUGUGGGCAGGGCUUCACUCAGUCACACCACCUGCUGCCGCACCAGCAGAUGCACACCAGGGAGAAACCGUUUUCCUGCUCUGUGUGCGGGAAGGGCUACACCCAGUCGUAUCACCUGCUGCUCAGCUUCCGCGUCCACACUGGGGAGAAGCCGUUCACCUGUCCCUUGUGGAGCAACGACUUCUGCGAUUCCUCCACCCUGC
This is a messenger RNA of Chiloscyllium plagiosum (whitespotted bambooshark), 376 nucleotides long. Lineage: Eukaryota; Metazoa; Chordata; Chondrichthyes; Orectolobiformes; Hemiscylliidae. The record is from RefSeq and is a predicted model, not a curated record.